This is a messenger RNA of Diospyros lotus (date-plum), 1202 nucleotides long. RefSeq lists its product as uncharacterized. The transcript has 3 exons. The record is from RefSeq and is a predicted model, not a curated record. Lineage: Eukaryota; Viridiplantae; Streptophyta; Magnoliopsida; Ericales; Ebenaceae. Bases 50 to 844 code for a protein of 264 amino acids.
CAGAACACAGAAGUUUCCGAGCGCUGAAAUUAACGACCGAGAACCGGCGAUGGACUUCCAAGAAACCGAGGAAGCCGGCGGCUUGGACACAGGCACCGGAACCGGCGACGCAGUCAAUCUCCUCUCUAAGCUCCGCCUCACCAGCUUCUCCUCCGCCGCCGCGGCGGACGCCGUAGUCCCUUCCGUCGAUCAAUGCAACCCCUGCGGCGGAGCCAUGAAGAGACCCACGCCGUCGUCUUCCUCUCCCCUGCAGCCCAACUCCAAGAAAAUCACACUCCAUCCUUCCUCCGGCCACCGCCUCCGUGGGUUCACCAAGAUUCCUCUUCCGCCCUAUUCUCCGAUGGUCUGGGACUCCACCACCCCGCCGCCGCCGACUCUGCGGCGCUCCGCCUCCGACCCCAUCAACUCCCCCGGAAAUGAAAUUUCCGGGCCCGCGGGUUCUAUCUUGAACCCUUUCUCGCCGGAAAACGCCAAGAUUAAUAAUACUUCGGCAGUUACCCAGUCGCCGGCGAAGGCAACUUUCUCCCCGCAGGCUCUCCGGCGAUCCGUCUCGGACCCUAACUCCUCUGCCGACCGGAGGUACAAGAGAAUGAAGGAUCGCAUGAAAGAGAUGAACCAGUGGUGGACUGAAGUCCUGCGCGCAGAAGAAGAGGAAGAUGAAGAAGAUGGUGGCUCUGGAGUUGCAGUGGGCGGCGCCGCAAAGGAUGAAUCCGAGACAGAAAAUGAGGAAGCUGUGAGUGUGGAGAGAGCUGGGAAUUGCUUGAUCAUCCACAUCAAGUGUCCCUGUGGCAAGGGCUAUCAGAUUCUUCUCUCUGGGAGGAACUGUUACUACAAGUUGAUGUAGUUUGUUCAUGUUUUUCUGCGUAGCAGUUUCCACUUCUUUUUCGGGGAAAAUUCUCGGGUUUCAAAUUGUUUUCCUUCUCAUAUAUUCAUCUUCAUCCAGUUUUGGAUGAGACCUCACUCCAUUUUCCCCCCUUUUUCUUUUGGGUUUCUGUUCUUUUAAUGUCUCCUUCAAUUUGAUAGAAACCCCUCUUACAAGCACUGGCUGUAUCGCAUUUUCUUUUUCUUUCUGUGAUUGUAUUCGUUUGGCAUCAAUGGGAGUAAAAACAAUGAGGAAAGGAUUGAAUUCUUUUACAAGAUUUUGUACCUAUGUGUUAGACUUGCAGAUGAAUUCAAUUCAGUUACCUUUUCUUUUUGCCUUU